Messenger RNA from Vespa mandarinia (Asian giant hornet), 1125 nucleotides. It is a transcript of the gene MED4, whose product is annotated as mediator complex subunit 4. Gene Ontology annotation, cellular component: core mediator complex; mediator complex. Gene Ontology annotation, molecular function: transcription coregulator activity. Gene Ontology annotation, biological process: regulation of transcription by RNA polymerase II. The record is from RefSeq and is a predicted model, not a curated record. Lineage: Eukaryota; Metazoa; Arthropoda; Insecta; Hymenoptera; Vespidae.
CUGUAAUGCAAAUAUCUUUCGGUAGAUUUAAAAAUGGCAACCCGUUCGUUUACAUUAUGUUUUUAUAAACUUCUAACAUAACGAUAAGACGUUAUAUGUUUGUUAAUUUGAUGAAUACGUGAAAAAAGCAUCAUUAUAUUUUCUUAUUGGUAGUAUAAUUAAUGUAUGAUUUAAAUUUUAUAUAAAGUAUUUUGUUCUCUAAGUUUCAGUUAAUAUAGAACGUAUAUAUGAUGACUUCAAGUAAAAGUACAAAAGAAGCACUUUUGUCAAUAAUUGAUGAUAUUGAAUUAAUAGCAAAGGAAAUGAUAGAGAACAUAAUAGCUCAGAAACCCUUGAAAUUAUCCACUACAGAACACACACAGUUGACAGAGUUAUUAAUAGCAAAAGAUAAUGAAUUGAAAGCGACUUUGAAGCGUGCUGCAGAGCAAGCAAAAAUAAAUUUAAAAAUGGAAGCUUUAAAGGCAGAAGUUGAAAGGCAAGACCAGGACAUUCAACAAUUACAACGUCAAUUAAAGGAAGCUGAACAAAUAUUAGCUACUGCUAUAUACCAGGCAAAACAAAAAUUACAAUCUAUCGCACGUGCUAAUAAACGUCCUGUACCUUCUGAAGAACUCAUUAAGUUUGCUCAUAGAAUAAGUGCUUCAAAUGCAAUCUGUGCACCAUUAACAUGGCAACAAGGAGAUCCUCGAAGGCCUUAUCCUACAGAUAUCGAAAUGAGAUUAGGAUGUUUAGGUAGACUAAGUGAUCUUCCUUUAAAUGUACCGAUGUUAGGCUCUCAUCCAGGAAUUCCUUCAGAUUUACAUAGAACAGGUCAUCCUGCGGGUGAGCCUCCAGUGUCACAAGCAAAUCAAUUUGCAUGGCAUCCAUCAGGAGAAAUUCAUAUGUCUGUGGGUGGACAAGGGAGUGUAGCUAUGAAUACUCACAAACAAGAAACGGAAGAUGUUGAAGUUAUGUCAACAGAUUCGUCCAGUAGCUCAUCUAGUGAUUCACAAUAGACUGAUGUAAUUAUUAAAAUAUAAUUUACUUUUACAUCAUCCUGAAAAUAGAGGUUUGAUGCAUAGGUUAUAAAUAAUUAACGAACUUGUAUAAAAUAUUUGUUAUAUGAAAUCUAUAUUACAUUUUUAU